AUGAUGUCGUACCGACACAGCAUUGCUAGCACGGCUAGCGAGGAGGGAUCCUGUGAUGUAAACAAUAACAAUAUGCUCAGCGCAGACAAUCUGCUACGGUUGGCGCUGAAGAAACCAAAGAGCUGGAAAUGGGAACUGACGACAUCCAGUUCAUCGCCCAACAUAAGCUUUCCAAAGAUACAGCUCUUCGAUGGCGUUAGCGGGGAGCUGAUGGUGGAAGUUGAUCGACCGGACUGCGUUAUACGAUCGGAUUGCACGGACGUUGGGCGUGGAUCUGCCGAACAGCCGGUACUGAUGCAGAGCAGUAGCAGCUCCAGGGAGGCAGAAUCCCGCCAGGGUCGCUAUCGGCGUUCACGCACAUCCUUGGUGAAGGAGAAGCUAUCCACAUCCGGUGACUCGCUGGCCGACAUUUUCAAUCAGCUGCAAAACAAAGGGCUCGGUCACAAACUGUCCACGAGUGGUUCACAGUACAAACUGCUCAACGGAGACGUGGAGGAGGAGGAGGGCCGGGGAUCAUCGCUGCAGAAGAGCAAAUCGGCAAAUGCUAUCGGUACGCAGGAAGCUCCCCCGAUCGUCCGACGUCGAUCGCGCCGCUCGUUGGCCAGCCGGUCCAGCUCGAUUCUGGAGCGCAUCAGUGAGUUCUACGGUCGAAGUUCGACCGAGGAGGAAGACGCACGAGACUUGCAGCUAGUGCUGCCACCCGUUCCACAGCUCGCACUGCCAGCGAAUGACUCACCGGCACAGCCACCAUUGCCCGACGGUGUAACGAUCGAAGAGAUUCCAGCCGACCCAUCAACCACUCCUAUCAAAGCUCGGCCCAAAAUCUACAAGCUUGUCCGCAGCCACAUUGGCACGCUGAUGGUGCGCGAGGAGAGCUUUCACACGCAACGUAGCUUAAGACGCCGGCAGCGAGAAAACGGUGAGCUCGCACCAUCCGCCCAGGACUCGGAGCGGUUGGUAGAGCUAGACGAAUGGACGGAUCGACCACGUCCAGCGGACACUGGGGAGGUGGAACGGUUUCGAUACGAGCGCGAAAUCAACCGCAUCGAUGGACUCCUGUCGCGCGUCAUGCUUUCGCACGAUCUGCAAACGGAGGAAGAGCACCGGGAGGCACCGAGCAUACGCAUCACAGAACCGCCGGAUGUGGUGGAGUCGCUGGAUGGGUGCACGGCUCACCAGAACGGUACGUCGCACCGGAAGCGCCGCACAAGGCGUAGCGUAAGCGUGGGCGGUAGCAUCCACUCGCCCCACCGUCGAUCAAUAUCGUCCCAAGCCAAUGGGCAUCGGUCGGCAUCCAGUUCCUCCACGUCGGACAUGGAGCAAGACACUAGCAGACGGGACCAGCGCACCGGAAGCUCCUCACGAUCGGGUUCGCAGAAGCGCCGAGGUCGAACGCGUCAUCGUACGAACGCUCCAGACAGCAGUGCACGUGCAGCGAUCAGUAACGGUGACCAGCUCGUCAGCCGAACCGGCGAACCCGAACGGCCUCCGGUAGCGGAGCGUUCCGAGUCAUCGGUACAACGCGACAAUAGUGAUGCUGCACGUAUUGAAUCUAAACCACCGGAGCCAACAGCACCAACCGUGUUUAGUAAUGAUCGAAGAGCCGAGGAGCGCCCUCUAGUAGGAAAUCGAACGGAGGUACGAACGAAGCCAAAGCAGAACAGUAACGGUUCGUCAACUGUCACGGUUUCUUCCUUUCUCGCUGACAGUUACAACACAUCUGACAAAGUCAUCCAGAAGCUCGUCCAAAGUCUUGGUAGAUCUCUGAACGCGUGUAAGCGCGAUCGUCUUGAGGCAAAGCGAAAAGGUAGCUCAUUCUGGUUACGGCACGUACCGGGCUGUUGCUGCGGGUCGGCAAAAUCUGUCUCACCUCCUGUGAGAGACUCGAUCAUCUCCGAAACAGACAGCUGUCUGCGCUUCCGUAACGCGCGUAACCGUUUGCCGCCGAGUGUUUGCACUGAAUCGUUGCUCGAUCGAACUACACCCAUCACCGAUCGGAAGGGUACGGACGAGGAGGAAGACGACGACGAGGACGAAGCGGACGGCGGGUACGUUCGAAGGGAUUACUACGGAAGUGUAUACUGCAGCAAUGGAUCGACGCACGGUGGGCGGUUCGUACACGAUCGGCAGCUACUGGAGUUUCCGGAGGUUGAACCGACAGUAGAGCUUACCUGUGCGUAUCAGCAACAACGCAACCACCCCGGUGACGACGACAAAUACGAAGAAAACUACAACGAACACGAAUACGACGAGACGGGGGAUCAAACGUGCGCACUGCAUCGAAGUGCCAGUGAACGACACGAUCGCAACCGGUACAUCCGAUCGAAUAUGGGAGCUAAUGUGUCCUCCGCUGGUCGACAGAACGCGAAAGGACUGACUAGUGGACGACGGGCCCAAUCAAUUGAUAAUCUUAAGUCAGACACAACACAAUAUUUCCAUCAGUACAACAACAACAACCACGGCGAUACGUUCCAUCAUCAAACCUUUCUAGCGGACAGUGCUGGCAGUAAUGCUGAUGGGGGUGGCGAGGAUCUCGAGAAGCAGCCACCUCCACCGGAUUUGGCCUGUCUCCCCGGUACCGGUCAGCUACUCCACACCGACCAGCAAGAUCUGCAGCAGUUGCAGGAUCAGGUCAUCUACGUCAGCCGCAAAGAUCGUAACAAAUUCUGCGGCAGUUUGCCAAACCAUCUCGAUCUUGAUGCGUCCACAAUCGACCGGGACUGCGAGGCCAUCGUCAAACAGAACGAAUUUCUGCAGGCGAAUCUGAAAAAUGUACAACAGCACCAGCAACAACAGCAGCAGCAAACUGCAUCACGAACCCUUUACAGUCAACCGGGGGGAGAAAAUCCACCACCUCCGAACGGGUCACACGCGCCACACCAACAACUAACAUUCGGUGGAAGCGUCCCGGUUCCUGAUCAUCCAUCGGUAGCUUCGUUGCAACAUUUGCAUGCACAGUUACCAACAUAUCAGCAACAACAGCAUCACGGUUCACCGCUGCUGCGCUCCAACCCUGCGACGAUAGGGACUACGAACGCUGUUCCUGGCACUGUUGGAUCCGGAGCUGUCGGGGGCGAUGGUGUAGGAAACAGCACAUUCCGAUCGUCAGACGCCAAUGUCAGCGGUCAGCAGCAACACCAAGCCACGGCAACAAUCCCAAAUCUGCAGCUGAAGUUGCCCCUGCACCGGACCGCGAUCGAUGCCGGGUGUGAUCAGGGCUACGGCAGCGAACGAUCACCGGAAGACGAUCUGCCACCGCCAUUGCUGCUGAUGCACGAAACACAGUACAUCGAGAUUUUGGCCUCAUCCUCCACCUCCUCAAUAUGCGCCACCGCCGCACCAUGCCAGCAGCCGCCGGUGGAGCAGCAAGCGGAACAGCAGCAACCUUGCUGGACGCAUGGCACCGACCAGGUGGUCGUCGGACCGUACAGUUUUAUUACCAAAGAUUCCAUAUUCUUCGUCCAGGUGUCCAAGGGCUCCCGUGGUCUUGGCUUUUCGGUGUCAGGUGGGUCCGAUUCGUCCGCACCGUAUCCGGGACUGAUCCGUAUCAAGCGGCUCUUCCCACACCAGGCAGCAUGGGCGACGGGGAUGCUCCAGCCAGGAGACAUUCUUCUCGAGGCAAACGGUGUCCCGCUUACAGGACUCACAAACUAUCUUGCACUGGAAAUUUUGCGCAAAGCGACAAACGUCGUAACGCUCACCGUUUGCCGACCAAAGGAUGAACAGUAUCGCAAAUUAUCGCCGCCGACUGAACCACCCAGACCACCGCUACGCAAUGCCCUCUCGUACGACCAAGGACAUGGAUCGAAUUCAGUACCACAGUCACCGCUUCCGGUCGCCAUUCCUUUUAAACAACAACAGCAGCAGCAACAGCAAAUCCACCAUUUCUUCCCUCCUCAAAAUAGCAGGAAUUCGCAGCUGCCAUCGAUGGCAGGUUUUCUGCCAUCACUCGAUCCCAUACAAACUAACUUCAAUGGGGAAUUCGAAAUUGUACUGACGAAACAGCAAGGUUCGCUUGGGUUUACAUUGCGCAAGGAGGACGAAUCCGUGCUGGGUCACUACGUGAGGGCACUCGUUCGCGAGCCGGCCCUGAGCGAUGGGCGCAUUCAACCGGGUGACAAGAUAGUCGCCGUCAACGAUGUGCCGGUUUCGUCCAUGACCCACGAAGAGGCUGUGAUAUUUCUACGCCAGGCAGCCGACGUAGUGCGGCUUCGGUUGUACCGUGAUCAGGCUCAGACACCGCUCUCGGCCCAUUCGCCAAGCGAGCCAAGCAUCAGGGACCGGACAAGAUUGUUUCUACGCCCGGAAGCGAUCAAUCUGCUGAGCGAGCUCGCCGCCAGUCGGUUUCAUCGUGCCGCUGCUGGUUCUGGGUCGUCAGUAACAUCAAGCCACACGAAUUCACCGAGACGUUUGCGUCGUGCCGGUGCACACCAGGCCGGCUUCGACAAUAAUGGCUUCCACCAACAGCAUUCCAACGACACGUUCAAUUAUUCCGACAGCUGUUCCAAUGCAUCCACCAUUGUCAGCCAAGCCGUGGAUGAUCUGGAGGAAUCGUACUACUGCGAUGAGGAGAUCGAUGCCAUCGUCGCUAGCGAAGACAACCAGUCCAACGGGGAAGAACACGGACCAAGGCCACGUCCCACAUUCCUAGAUCUCGACGCUGGCGCCCGGUUUCAGCUGACCGGCACCGGCGCCACAAUACAGCAGCUGAACAAUCUCGAUCGCGACACACUGAACGCUCCACUGCGGUACGGCUUGGAAGGACCUGGUACGCCCGGUAUGACCGGUCCGGAUCCGGACGGGCCGAACUUUGUCAGUUUGCCGUGCGAAACGUUCCUGGUGGCGUGCAAAACCGAACAAGAUCUGCAGACUUCCGGUGACCAGACGGAGGCAAUCUAUGUGCAGCAUUUUGCGCACAAAUCGCCGCUCUAUUCGUCGGUCAACAUACCUUCGCGGGUUGGUGCGGCCGAACUGGUGGAAGCAGUUGAACGAGGAGGGAAGAAGAGUCUAAUGAAAUGGAAGGGAGCUACACUGCUGGGAGAUGAGGAGGAAGUUCAGGGCGAAGCAACGAAAGCGGCCGAGCAGGGGGCAACGGAACAGCAGCAGCAGGAUUCGCUGAUUACGCCGGAAGCGGAAGAUUCUAGUGCGGCAGCAACGGCUGGCACAACACUCAGCACCGCCACACCGACGACCGAACGCGAAUUGUUUGAUCUGAAUGCGAGCUGUGGAACGGACAGUGAAGGGAAUCAGAUUUUCACCGUUGAGCUUAACAAAGGAUGGAACAGUCGGCUCGGCUUCAGCCUAAAGCAGGACAAUGGCCCCAAUGGGUCAACCCGCACAGUCAUCAGCGCCAUCUACCGGGACAGUGUUGCAGCACGAGAUGGUCGAUUGCGAGUGGGCGACGUACUGAUAAUGGUUAACGAAGACUCGGUCGAAGCUGUACCGACGGCCCAAGUGAUCGAGCUGAUGCGAAUCGUGCGUGGAUCAAUCUUCAUCACACUCAUGCGGCCGUUCGGUGGUGUUGGUAGUGCCGAAAGUACCCUGGAACCGACACCAGAAGAACCGGUUGAGCCGUCCAACCCAGGCACGAUUACUUCAGUGCAUUCGGACGAACGUACUGAUGCUGAUAGUAAGGAGAGUGUCACCUCCACUACAACCGUAGCAAAGCAAGAAAAAGCAACCAGUGAAGCUUGUGACUUUGCCGAAGCUAGUGCAGAGCGUCAGUAG
This is a messenger RNA of Anopheles maculipalpis, 5727 nucleotides long. RefSeq lists its product as uncharacterized. The coding region runs from base 1 to 5727 and encodes 1908 amino acids. The transcript has 13 exons. Gene Ontology annotation, molecular function: protein binding. The record is from RefSeq and is a predicted model, not a curated record. NCBI's taxonomy places the organism in Eukaryota, Metazoa, Arthropoda, Insecta, Diptera, Culicidae.